CGGCUACCGCACCGCGUCGCAUCGCAUCGCAUCGCAUCCUCAGCAUCCGCGGCGCCGGCCAAGGCGGAUCCGGUCGCUCUGCUGCUCGGGCGAUCGCUAAAGCCGGCCGAGAGAAAGCAGCAGUUUGCGUCUGCUCCGCUAAACAUCCGGGUGCGGGAGCGGGAAUGCGCAGACUCCUCGCCGCAGUCGCGUUUCCGUGUUGACUUGGAGGGGAGGGAGAGAGAGUGAGAAAGAGAGAGAGAGAGAAAGAGAGAGAGACGCAGCGGGACACCGAGCCGGGGGAGAUCGCACCGGCUCAUCGCAGCCCCAAUAACAAAGAAAUAAAGCAGUAGCUCCAGGUAGCGCGGCGGCGAUCUGCACCUGAAGAGCGGCGGCUGUGAGCUGGGACAUGGAGACCGCAGUGACAAGACGCCGUAACAUGUGAGCUUUACAGAAUAAGGCAGAGCGAGCGUGUGGCUGCCCCCAUCCACGGUGCGUUUACUGGCCAUCUCCCUUUGUGGCUCGUCGCUGUCGUCUCCGUCUUUGCGGGGGGGAAGAAAACAAAAAUGAAGAAGUUUAACAUCAGGAAGGUGCUGGACGGCCUGACGGCAGUGUCCUCUUCCUCUGCGGCUUCCCAACCUGGGAAUAAGGAAAACGACCUGAUCCCGGAGACGCUCCAGUCCGAGCAUUUCCAGCUCUGCAAGACCGUGCGACAUGGCUUCCCUUACCAGCCGUCCUCAAUGGCUUUUGACCCGGUGCAGAAGAUCUUGGCCAUCGGCACCCAGAGCGGGGCUCUCAGGCUCUUCGGCCGCCCAGGGGUGGAAUGUUACUGCCAGCACGACAGUGGGGCGGCCGUCAUCCAGCUGCAGUUCCUCAUCAAUGAGGGGGCGCUGGUGAGUGCCUUGGCAGAUGACAGCAUUCACCUCUGGAACCUGAGACAAAAACGACCUGCCAUUCUUCACUCUCUGAAAUUCAACAGGGAACGGAUCACGUUCUGCCACCUGCCCUUCCAGAGCAAAUGGCUGUACGUGGGCACAGAAAGAGGAAACAUCCACAUCGUGAACGUGGAAUCCUUCACCCUCUCAGGCUACGUCAUCAUGUGGAAUAAAGCCAUCGAGCUACCAGACGAUGAGCGUCAGCAGGUUGAGAGUGGAGAGGGCCGACGGGCGCGGAUGGCGUCCGUGUCCUCCGUUGCCGGCGCCAGACCCGCCGAGCUCUCCGAGGUGACUCAGUAUCUGAGUCACG
Messenger RNA from Brienomyrus brachyistius, 1224 nucleotides. RefSeq names its product syntaxin-binding protein 5-like. The record is from RefSeq and is a predicted model, not a curated record. The annotation marks the transcript as partial. Gene Ontology annotation, cellular component: SNARE complex; cytoplasm; plasma membrane. Gene Ontology annotation, biological process: regulation of protein secretion; regulation of exocytosis. Lineage: Eukaryota; Metazoa; Chordata; Actinopteri; Osteoglossiformes; Mormyridae. The transcript is spliced from 7 exons. Gene Ontology annotation, molecular function: syntaxin binding; myosin II binding; GTPase activator activity.